UCUAAAACCUUAGACUAGCAUGUGAUUUCACUCUCUCUCUCUCUCAAAUUCCUUUUACUCGCAAGUAAACGUCGGAUCUCUCUCUCUCUCCCUGCUAAAAGCUGCUUGCUCUCUCUAAACACUAGGAUCUGGUGCCCUCAAAUCCAUCAAAGACUGGAGUUGCAGAGGAGAGCACGCCAUGGAUCGCCAUGAAAUGUGGUGAUUAUAACUGAAAAUCUGGUGCUUCUUUGAUGCCAUAACCACUGGACAUGAAGACCAAGGGUCUCCCUCUUGUCACACUCGAACACAAACGGGAUGCAUAUGGGUUCACCGUGCGGCCACAACACUUGCAGAGAUAUCGUGAGUAUGCAAACAUUUACAAGGAAGAAGAGGAAGAAAGGUCAGAAAGAUGGAAGGACUUUCUAGAAACACAUACACACUCUUCUCACAACCUAGUUAAUGAAUCUUCACCUAAGGACGAUUCAAGGGUUCCCAAUCAAGUAGUGGAGCAGGAGUCAGGAAGUGCUCAGGUUGAAGAAGAUGAAUCCAGUGUUAAUUUUGCCAAAAAUGUUGAUGAAAGAGAGGCUGUAACAAAGGAAAUAAGAACCCAUAAGGCCCAAAUAUGGACUGAUAUAAGACCUUCACUUGGGGCCAUCGAACAUAUGUUGAGUUUUCGUGUUAAGAAGCGAAAAUCCCUGUCUAGGUCUGGAACUGAUGUUGGCAUUGGAAAUCAUCUUCCUACCAUUGAAGAGACAAGGCCUUCUAAGCCAUCAAAGGCUUAUGCAGGGGUUUCUGAGGAGGACUCAGAUGAUGAAUUCUAUGAUGUGGAGAGAUCAGAUCCAGUUCAAGAUGCCCCUUCCAGUGAUAUUAUAAACUCUGAUUUGGCUGCUGAGUCAGGUGGUAAUGGACCUCAGUUGGAGCCUAUUUCUCAUUGGAGAGAAGAGCUUGAAUGUCUUGUUCGCGGAGGAGUACCCAUGGCUCUUAGGGGUGAGUUAUGGCAAGCUUUCGUGGGUGUGAGGGUACGCAGGAUAGAGGGAUACUAUGGUCAACUGCUUGCUCCAGAGGGUAUUGAGGGUGAGGAAACGGAUAGUGGCAAUUCCCAGUCGGAUAAUUCCACUAAAGCAUCAACCCAACUGCAUGCAAAACCCCCAGAAAAAUGGAAGGGGCAGAUCGAAAAGGAUCUGCCUCGGACAUUUCCAGGCCACCCUGCCUUGGAUGAAGAUGGUCGUAAUGCCCUCAGGCGUCUGCUUACUGCAUAUGCACGGCAUAAUCCAUCCGUUGGUUACUGUCAGGCCAUGAAUUUUUUUGCUGGCUUACUCCUUCUGUUGAUGCCCGAGGAAAAUGCUUUUUGGACUUUGGUGGGCAUCAUUGAUGAUUACUUUGAUGGAUAUUAUUCAGAAGAGAUGAUUGAGUCCCAGGUUGACCAGCUUGUUUAUGAGGAGUUAGUUAGAGAGCGAUUUCCCAAACUGGUUAGUCAUCUGGACUAUUUGGGAGUGCAGGUUGCAUGGGUCACUGGACCCUGGUUUCUCUCAAUUUUUGUGAAUAUGCUGCCUUGGGAAAGUGUUCUGCGGGUUUGGGAUGUGCUUCUGUUCGAUGGAAAUCGGGUUAUGCUCUUUCGUACUGCCCUUGCCAUAAUGGAGUUAUAUGGUCCUGCGCUGGUCACUACAAAGGAUGCUGGAGAUGCUGUCACUUUGCUGCAGUCUCUUGCUGGUUCAACCUUCGAUAGCAGCCAACUUGUGCUGACUGCUUGUAUGGGUUACCAAGCAGUAACGGAGGAAAAAUUACGAGAUUUACUGAUAAAACAUCGGCCUGAGGUGAUGGCAGCUAUUGAUGAACGUUCCAAGGAGCUUGGCAAUUGGAGGGUUUCACAGGGCCUUGCAACUAAACUGUAUAGUUUCAAACGUGACCCUGGGUCAUUACGAGCUGAGUCUGCCCCUAAAGAAGGGUUGGGUGAUAUGCACAUCAAUGGGGAUAUGUGCCUGGUGGAUUCUGCUACGAGAGAUUUGGAUGAGUUGAUUAAUGGUCUAAAUGGUGAUGAUUCAAGUUCUGUUCCAGACCUUCAAGAGCAGGUAGUGUGGCUAAAGGUUGAACUAUGCAAGUUGUUGGAGGAGAAACGGUCCGCCAUCCUCAGGGCUGAAGAGUUGGAGACCGCACUGAUGGAAAUGGUGAAGCAGGAUAACAGGCGUCUUCUUAGUGCAAAGGUCGAGCAGUUGGAGCAAGAGGUGGCGGAGUUGAGGCAAGCUCUUGCCGACAAGCAGGAACAAGAGCAUGCUAUGAUUCAGGUCUUGAUGAGAGUAGAGCAAGAACAGAGGGUAACUGAAGAUGCUCGAAGAUUUGCAGAGCAAGAUGCAGCUGCCCAAAGAUACGCUGCUAAUGUGCUUCAGGAAAAGUAUGAAGAGGCCAUGGCUUCCCUCGCACAAAUGGAAAAGAGGGUGGUCAUGGCAGAAAGCAUGUUGGAGGCCACAUUGCAAUAUCAAUCCAGCCAAGUAAAAGCACAAAUACCAUCUCCAUCUCCAAGAUCUGCCUCUCAGGAAACCACACCGUUGAGGACUAGUCACGAAACCAUGCAAGAAAUCCCUGCUAGAAAACCGGGUUUGCUAUCAAGACCCUUUGGACUCGGGUGGCGUGAGAGAAAUAAGGGAAAGCCAAGCAAUACCGAGGAGCCUGGUGAUGCUAAGACUCAUGAUGAGGAGCAUCUCAACCCAGCAGUUCUUGAGAAAGACAUUAAUGGCCAUUAAAGCUCAAGAAAUUCCAUGGAUCCACAGUCACAAAUCCCUGCCUAGUGGAGGUCGCUGAAAGAAGACUCUAAGAAGGUUGUGUACCGGACUUUGGCCCCCCUUUCCUGGUCCUUUUGUAUACACAUGAAGGGAGUACGAGUUCUCAUGAUUCCAACCUCUGUAUAUUUGGCUGAGCUGCCUUCGUAUAAGUGGCACAUAUAGAGCUGUCAUGCUAGUGUUUCCCAUCAUCACUUGUAUUUUACUUGGAAUAAUGCAGAGAAGCUUGUGUUUAGCCCCAUAAACAGGUGGUUUAAGCAGUCAUUUUAUGUCCCAAAAGAAGAGGGCUAUUCAAUGUUACAGGACAGGGACUUAACUAUUCAUUGCAUAAACAUGUCAUUUGAUUGUGUGAUAGAGUUGUUACUACAGUCGGAUUUUCUCUCUUUUGUUAUACGAAAUCACCUUUUCUCUUUCCUCA
Molecule: messenger RNA, 3171 nt
Organism: Amborella trichopoda
Lineage: Eukaryota; Viridiplantae; Streptophyta; Magnoliopsida; Amborellales; Amborellaceae
Biological process (GO): regulation of GTPase activity
Molecular function (GO): small GTPase binding; GTPase activator activity
Source: RefSeq, a predicted model, not a curated record